AUGUCUUCCAGCACCAACCACAGAUUAUACGUCAAGGGCAAGCACUUGUCAUACCAGCGUGGCAAGCGCAACACCAACCCCAACGUCUCUCUGAUCAAGAUCGAAGGUGUCGAGGAUACCGAAGCGGCCAAGUUCUACCUGGGAAAGCGCGUCGCAUUUGUCUACCGAGCCUCCAAAGAACGACAAGGUAGCAAGAUCCGAGUGAUCUGGGGCAAGGUUACCCGCCCGCACGGCAACAACGGUCUCGUCCGAGCCAAGUUCCGACACAACCUCCCUCCCAAGAGCUUUGGUGCUUCCGUCAGAAUCAUGCUCUACCCCAGCUCGAUAUAA
Messenger RNA from Exophiala spinifera, 330 nucleotides. Its product is annotated as 60S ribosomal protein L33-A. The record is from RefSeq and is a predicted model, not a curated record. Gene Ontology annotation, biological process: ribosomal large subunit biogenesis; cytoplasmic translation. Gene Ontology annotation, molecular function: structural constituent of ribosome. The transcript is spliced from 3 exons. Lineage: Eukaryota; Fungi; Ascomycota; Eurotiomycetes; Chaetothyriales; Herpotrichiellaceae. The coding region runs from base 1 to 330 and encodes 109 amino acids. Gene Ontology annotation, cellular component: cytosolic large ribosomal subunit; ribosome.